Puntigrus tetrazona (Sumatra barb) is the source of this 7764-nucleotide messenger RNA. It is a transcript of the gene bcorl1, whose product is annotated as BCL6 corepressor-like 1. Gene Ontology annotation, biological process: negative regulation of transcription by RNA polymerase II. The record is from RefSeq and is a predicted model, not a curated record. Lineage: Eukaryota; Metazoa; Chordata; Actinopteri; Cypriniformes; Cyprinidae. The coding region runs from base 1776 to 6308 and encodes 1510 amino acids. Gene Ontology annotation, molecular function: transcription corepressor activity; protein binding. The transcript is spliced from 12 exons. Gene Ontology annotation, cellular component: nucleus.
UGGCUCGCUAAUUGCCUUUUGGAAUUAUUCGGGGUUGCAUAGACGAAGGAGUCGGUUCUGGGGCUGUGGCAUGUCAUAACACUUGGGUUGUUGGAGCUGCUCCGCUAUGGAAACAUUUCGUGUCGUACGGUGGCAGAGUAAUGCAGACCGAGUUGUUAGAGGGGAGACUUCGCUGCGCAGGGAUCUGAAAAUCGCUCCUUCAGUUUCGUACACCUUGCUCCGUACGAAAUAACGCUCUCCCCGCGUGUCACGCAGCACAAGUGACGACAAUAAUAAGGAGCGUACGGGAAACUCGGCGACCCUAUUAGUUUCCAAACACUCUUCGAGGGCAGCGUGGAGAGAGAGACAGUCAAAGUACGAUGUUUCCUAGCGAGCGAGAUAUCAUCCAACCUAAAUGUGCGCGUGACAUUUCUCUGGCCGUGUAUUUUGUCUCGAGUUCUAAUUCAGACGUCAUAGCUCGGCUCGCGCUUCGCGAAAAACCAACGGUCACUUCAUAGUUUGACAGGAUUCGGUAAACGCGUCGGUUAGUUUGGCUACAUCGUGGCCACACGGACCGUGUAAGGCUUUAGGUUCUUUCUGCGAGAGAAAGCGUCUGUUUCGGCUAAUCCCCGAUCGCGGGACCUACAUUUUGUUGUUUUUGUGGGUGAACAUCGGCGAUAUUUAUCACUGACUCCCAUUUCAGCAGGCGUUUCGUGUCACCUGAGAGUCUCUUGUAUUGUGUGAUACGGUUUUUUAGUAGCUCCGGCUAGAACGAGCGAGCGGGUUGGUCGGUCAGAGAAACAAACAUUUGCUCUGUUUUAGGACGAUGCUCUGUCCUGAUAUUAAGCUUGCUGUGGAUACGUGACAUCGGCUGGUCAUCGACUGCUUUUCUGCAUCAUCCUCCUUUGUGCAUUUAUGAGCUCCGGGCUGCGGAGCUCCGGCAGACUGACCUGGAGACCGCGAGUGUGCUGAGCUCCGGUCUACAGGGGAGAGACGAUGCCUAUUUCCUCGUCUCCGUUUAUCAUUGCGCUGGUAACCCCAUUCAGAAGAACGAGGGCUGAAGAAAAACACGGGCUCCCGCUCCCACUGAUCCUGCGUUUUCAAUAAUUGAGAUGCCUGAAGAUGAGAAAUGUGCACGAAAACGAUCGCUUCUAUCUUUAGCAGCAGCUAUAAUCACGGGUAUAACACAUCGUAAACUUUCCAAUCAUCAGACUUUCGCUGAAGGCCUACACGGUUCGGUUAUGCUAGACGGGGACUUUAAGCGAACCGACAUCGGUCGAAUCUUAUUUGAAGCCAGAAACAUAAGCGGUUAUUAUUUUAAGACAGCUGUCACCUGUGUCGACAACGUGGAGCUGCUGCGCUCACCUGCAUUCUGAUGCGAAACAAGAGUUGACGAUGUUUAUGUUGUUUGCGUUUGAGACUUGGGUAAUUAGAUUGAGCUAAUUGUGAUGGUCGUGCGUGCAGUUUGAUUUUUCUGAAGUGUUAUCUGGUCUCCUUAAUUUUAAAAAAACGACGUGAUUGAGAACAUAACCUUGAGAGACACGGGUGUGAUUUCGACUCGAAAGCAACAGUGUGCAACAUUUCGGUUCAGAUCGUUUGGUUUGAUUCUGUGUUCAGUGUUUCAACCGACGUGAAAAUCCAGAAAAUGCCAAGGAGUAAUUGAUAUUUCCAGCUAUAUGGCAAAGCCAUUAAAAAGAGUAAAAGAGAUUUGGACAUAAUCUGUACACUACCCAGAGGAGAAUAUCAUAAAAAGUCACUAGUCCACACACACUGAGUAAUGUGUUGAGAAAACGCCUAUGCAGGUGGAUCCCUCACCAAUGAAUGUAGGGGAUGGAGGGACGGUGAGCAGAGAGAGCAGUGCCCCUACCCAGGUGUCUGAGAGCAUGGUGGGGAAUCCACAGCAGACACUGCCUCUUGAACUUAGAGGUGACAUACCUCAGAGUCAGCAGAACAAGCUGAGGGCAACCACAGACUGCAAAACGCCCGACGUCUGCUCAGAAGCCAGCAAUUCAAAUCAUUGUCCCCCAGUUCCCCCUUCCCAACCUCACAGCAAUGUGUUCAGCACUGAUCCCAUGAGCACACCGUUGCCUGAUCGGACUGAAGUUUCCAAAAGCAAGAUUGACGGUGCUGGCAUCUACUCCACUCACCAGUGGCCUUGUGGUAAAAAGGUCACUGCAGAGGACCCUGUGAACUCCGUUCAUUCUAGUAUAAACCUAAACAAGAAGACUAACGCACCAGCACCAACCCAGCCUGUGAUAAGCGUUCCUUUGGGGUUUCAGUGCUCCACGCUGUUUAAGCCCGGCCAGCCUGUUGCUUUUCUUCCCCCCUCCAAUUUUUCUUCUCCUCUCUGUAAGAUCACAUUGCCACCAGGGUUAGGUCAAAUUGCAGCACUGAGAGAAGCCACUGCUAGCCAGUUUCAAAAGGACUGCACAGCACAAAGCUCUUGUUCGAGUGCGACACCUAUGCUCAAAACAUACCCGUAUCACUUUUCCGUGGGGAGAGGUCCUGGUGCUGAGAAAAAGCCUCAGUCUUCAGGAUCCAAAGUAAGGUGUGACUCUUUGUCCAAGGGCUUUCAAGGUGGAGCUGAGCAUAAAGCCACAAUGUCUUCUGUAGCAGCCCCAGCUCUAGCCCUUCCAGUACAGCAAGCCACGCAGGGCUCAGCUCCACCAACCCGUUACACUAUUUCUCCCACUGCUGCCAUCUGCUGCAGCCCGGCUCUGGCAAAUAUCACCACUCAAAGUCGGCUGCUUAGUCUUGUAGAAAAAGGUUCGACGUACCGAGGAACUGAAAAAACCUCGUUGGCGUAUCUGAAACCAAAAACUUUGUCCACUCCAGAGGAGCACAAUGUUUCCUGCCCUGUUGAGUCAAGGGACGUGCCCCUUGAUCUGUCUGCAAAGUCCAAGCGACAAAAAAGCAUUAAAGAUGCUCAGAACAGCCCAUUGGUGGCCACUGAACAUUCUGCUGAGUCUCAUCAGAAAAAUAUUGCUGGUCCAAAAAAGGUUCAUUCUUCUUCCUUUGGAUCAUCCAGUACAUAUGACACCCAAAGAAAUGGUGCAACUCAGAAAUCAUCUUCAAAACUGACUAAUCAUCAUGCUUUGGAACCCAACUCAUCCUGGGCCAAAGGCUCAUCUCCUGGUUCCUUGAAUAAUCUCCCUGGUACAUAUGUAGGAGUAGCAAGUCCCAUCCUAGCAUCUACUUUACGUAGUAAAGAUGGAAAAAGUGCUGCUUUUGUUGAAGAUCUACAGACAUUUGCCAAACAGGAAACCAUCUCCAUCAUUGACCAAGGAGAGCAGCCAGUCUGUAGAGAAAGGAAAGCGCCAUUUGCUGUUAAAGGUGCCCAGCAUAAUAAAGGUGGAAAGCUCUCGACAGGUACUCAACAAGGUUUUUUAUCCACCCAAUUAUGUGCUACAGCAAAUUCACAGCCCCACCAGAAAUCUGUUGGUGGAAAGGGAGGCACCCUGUUUACACCUCCAGUCAAAUCCUUGUGGCAGCCACCUUGUGUUCUUUCCCAAGGAACACCCCUGCAGAAGAGACCAAGUCUGACUCAAGCCCCAAAGGCGAAGAGCACCCUCAGUUGUGAGAGAGCCCUGUUCCAUAACUCUCACUUAAGCUCAACUAAAGUAGAGGAUGAAAAGUGGGAGAAGGCCAAAUCCCCUCUGUCUAACCUGGAGUCAAUAGUGAAGCAGAAAACUCUUGAGACCACUGCGCUUACUGGUGAGAACUACUGUAAUCUCUCUGCUGUGGGAUCCAAAAGGCCUGAGGUAGCCAAUGUGCAGAACAAGUGUCAGGAGUCCACAUUGCAGCAGACCCUUACUGCCGGUUCUCCCCCUUUCAGGGCCAUAGAAGGACAGGUCAUCAAGUCAGACAGAACCUCUCCACAAACGGAUGCCAUAGCAGCUCUAAGCAGACCGGAGAGCACAACUGUUCCUGUGCCCAAGGAUAAGGGACGAGAGAAACAGGCAAAACAGACAGAAAAUCAAGCAUCCGAUGGUAGACAAAAAAUGAAAUCUAGUACCCCUAGUAAAAAAAGUGCUCCCAGUGUUAAAGGAGAAUGGAAGGAGAGGAAAUUGGCUCAACAGUUAGAGGUUGAGACCGCAAAAGAGGAGAAGGCAUCAGAGAGGAAGCUUUCUUCUCAUGUCAAGGUAGAAGGGAUUGCCUUAUCCCUCCUUCAGAGCCAGACCACAGAAGGAGAGGGAAAAAUGAACGGAGCCAAAGAAGAGACACCUUCCAAAGGAAAAGUUUCUGCCACCAAACAGAAGAACCUGAAAAAGCCUUUCAAGGAGAAAACAUCUUCUGAAGUGCAAAAAAAGUCCGUAACUAAGAAGCAAAAAGAUAAAGACGGUCUAUCAAUCAAGCAGGGCCCCUCCCGUAAAAAGAAGAAAGAUGGAUUGCCUGGAGUGGAAAAAACUGUGCUGAAAGAUGGAUCAAGCCCAGCCCCUAAAGUAGGAGGAAAGUCACGCAAAGGGAAGAACUGUCCAGCCGAUAUGGAGCACUACGACUCAAACAAAAUAGUCACAGAUUCAGAGAACAGUCCAUGCAGAAGUCCUCAGGUUGACAGAGAUUCAAGCUCUCUCAGCAGUCCGGGCUGGCCUAGUAAGGAAUCAGACUCCCAGGAGGAGGCCUCUCCGCGGCUGAGACGAGGGCGCAGACGGACUGAUGAAGCGUUGCUCCGAGACUGGAGCUUUGCUACUCCACCUACUCCUCCCCCUCUCGAUCCCCCCUCUACACCACCCCCUACCCCACCGCCCCCUGUACCAGUCCGCCGGCCGCGCGGCAGGCCUCGAAUCAAUCCUCUGCCUGAGGAGGUGGAUGCGGACAAGGACAGGCCCACUGAGGGUGGAGACACCUCUUCAAUAAAGAAAAGGAAACGCUGCAAGAAUCGUAAAUAUCAGAACGGGGAAUACAUCACAGAGAAAGAUAAGGUGGCAGAUGGAGAGGAGGAGAAGCUGGGCGUGGAAGAUGGUGAGGCCACUAAUGAGAAGAUGGGUGUGUACCCUUGUCUCAGUGCCACACUGACCGGCGAUGUGCCCAGUCCAGGCAUCAGCCCUAGGCGGACCCUGUUCACACGUUCGGGCUUGGUCCGACCUCAAGAGGGUCCACCCGCCACACAGCCUAAUGACAAGCCCUCAGGGAAGAGGAAGUUCAAAAGUAAACACUUGUGUGAUACUGACGACCAGAAAAAGCUCAAGACUAAGAAAGGCAGCUUGGGUAAACGCACAGGACCCCUCAUUUUGGAUGAGGAUGGUCCAGCCGCCAAGAAAACCCCAACUCCUCCUUAUGCUUCUCCCAAGCAGUUAAACUCACCACUGUCUGGUAAAAAAGGAACAGCUGGGAAAUCAGGAAUCCCUGAAACUACUCCAAGCCGUCCAGUGCCUCCAGAAGUCCGCCGACUGAUUGUCAAUAAGAAUGCAGGAGAGACGCUGUUACAGAGAGCUGCUAGAUUAGGUUACCAGGAUGUGGUUUUAUAUUGCUUGGAAAAGGAUGUGCGAGAAGUGAACCGCCGUGACAAUGCGGGUUACACGGCACUGCAUGAGGCCUGUGCACGUGGCUGGACGCACAUUGUACAGGUGCUGCUGAAGCAUGGUGCAGAUGUGAACUGCAGUGCACAGGAUGGAACACGCCCAAUUCAUGAUGCAGUAGCAGCUGAUAAUCUGGCUGCUGUCUGGAUGCUAUUAAAUCACGGGGCCGAUCCCACACUGGCAACCUACUCUGGUCAGACCGCAGUUAAACUAGCCCAGAGUCCUGGCAUGAAAACUUUCCUCAAAGAGUACUUCACUGAUUUAGAAGGAAGAACAGACCAAGAUCCUAAACUACAUUGGGAUUUCUACAGCAGCUCUGUAUUUGAGACCGAACAGGAACCUUGCUGGGACUUCCUAUUGUCUCAGCCCGAGGAAGACAACGUGGACAACUUGAAUGAGCAGGUGAAGGAGAAAGACACCGACACAGACUGUCUUCUGUUUGAGUUCUCCUCCGAACCCCUCCUACCCUGCUACCAUGUCCAAGUAUCACUAACGCAGGGGUUUUGUAACUGGUUCUUGCUGGCAGACGUUCUGAAGCGGCUAAAGAUGUCAGCGCGUAUUUUCCGGGCUCGGUACCCUCAGUUGGAGGUGGUGAGCAUCGCUCAGACAGAGCUGUGGAAGCAGGUCUCUGUCAGUCAAACGUGCAUCGCUCCGGACGAGCUCCAGCCGGACGACGAAGACGGGGAGGAGACGGUGGAGCUCGUGCGAUGCGUACCAGAGCUACAGGGACUGCUAGGCUCCUCCAUACAGCUCCUCCCAGAAGACGAGGACGACAGGUCGGGGCCCAACGCCAGACCCUGCAGUCGAUAGCAACUCCUGCCCUGUAUCUUCUGGGAUCGUCAGCUGCCGUCCGCAGUCAUGCGCGGGUCCGAUGGCCUGUUACCAGUACCAGCACUUUGUAUGUUCAGAAUCAGCCAGAAAGGUCCUAUUUCCUCACAGACACUCUUCUCACAGACCCCCCGAGUAAUGAAAGGGGCCCUAGGGAGCGACUUUGCCAUGCCCUCAUCCGAGGCUGGAGACAGACUCCACCGGGAAGCAACUUUCAGGUUCCUUCUGUAGGGUUUUGUUUUUCCACUCUUGAAUAUUUUUUUUUUUUUAAAUAAACCUAUAUGUAUAAGUAAAUAUAUAUGUAUAUCUUGACAUCAGGGUGAACGCAUCUGGUUGUAACUUAUCAUUAACAUUUUAUGUUCGUUCGUUAUUGACGGUCCUUUAGAAGGAGUGGUAAUCCAAGUCUUUUUUUAUCUUGGUAAACUAAAUGUGUGUAGCUAAGAGGCUUACGUCAAGCUAACAGCGGCAGGAAUGCCUUUGGGCCAGAUGGUUCCUGUGUAAACCAUCGAGCCUCUCUCGGCUCCCAGAAGCCCCCUAACCUACAGCAUAUGUUCCUCACCCCGGCCCUCCUUACCUCAGCACCACUGCAGCUCUGCCAGAAACAUUACACCUUCCCUUUAUUUCAUUUGUAUCGUAGCAGGCACAGGAUGUGUUCCUGUGACAUCUGACUUUGCUUCGUUUUUGUUUUUUGUUUUGGUUGAUGAGCUAUUGGUUUUAUCCACUGGUUGAAUUAUUUUAAGAUAUCAGCAGGUAUUCGCCGAUAUCAGCCAGUUAAGCGGUAAACAAAAGAAACAAAAAAGAGCCCGUGGAGUGUUUUUUUUUUGUUUUUGUUUUUUUAAGGAUUUUCUAGAACCGUUUUUUCUAGAUUCCGUCUUGAACUGCUUUCCAGUGCUCACGGAAGGGGCUGUCUCCGAGGUUUUCUUGGUGUACCAGAUUCCAGCGUGCUUUGUGGCGCGUGGUGUGUUUUAUUUACACUGUUGUUCGUGCUUAAUUUAAUAGUCAUUAAUAUAUUUGACCUUUUUUGUGUGUAUCAGACAAAUGAUAUAUGAAAAUUGCUUUGUAUGGUUGGUGCUUUAUUUGACGAUGUACAAAUAAUGAUCCCUUUAUCCUGAGGUUGUUUUGUUUUCCCACACUGCGAACAGUAUUUUAACAAGCUAAAGUACAGUUUUAUUGUACUGGUGCUAAGCUAGAUUUUGUGUUGACAAUCAAUAAAGUUUUGUUUGAACUGAAACCAAUAAAUAUUUAAAUGAAGAGACAGAGAUGUAAAGAUAGAGUUUAGUUUCACUACUUAUGGAAAUACAGCGAGACAUGAAGAAAGUUCUUGGUUUUGAUUGAUGAAGGCGUAUUGCUUCAGUGAUCUCUGUUCAAAGAGGAGAGCUGUUUAUUUGAUUCUUUUUUUAAAGAAAUCAACCAGAAUAAAGCAUGAUUGUCAAGUCUU